This is a messenger RNA of Ornithodoros turicata, 3717 nucleotides long. RefSeq lists its product as uncharacterized. The record is from RefSeq and is a predicted model, not a curated record. The coding region runs from base 2326 to 3075 and encodes 249 amino acids. Lineage: Eukaryota; Metazoa; Arthropoda; Arachnida; Ixodida; Argasidae. The transcript has 10 exons.
UUCGUUGAGAAUCCGUUUUGUCCACCUGCCAAAUGCCGACGCCCCUAUGCCAGUCGCGUCGAACGAGGGUAACCUUCAAGUAAUAACAUUUCGAAAGAUAAUGCAAAAGCUGCUGGAACAGCCGCAUGUCAACGUAUUUGAGCAGCAAAAUAUAUUACAUACCGUUGGACACAGCGCGUGUGGCAACACACUGAGAGCACGAUCCUCCCGUCAACGGCCGCGGUGCCUGCGAGUGCAAGGGUAAAAACAUGCACAGCGGUGUUGAAAAAACGGGAAUGCUUGAGAAAUCGACUACUGACCUUAGAGACGGAUAAAAUCCUCGAAAUCAAGCACGAAUGACGCCGAGUACUUAAGAGCGACCGCGCACAACCCGAUGCUCCAACAUUUCGUGAGAGACUGGAGAGUGGAGACCGUUGGCGGUCCCGGCGGCCGGCGUCCCCCCUCGCUUCUGGAGGACGAGUCGACAUACAUCCACUGAUUGUUGUACGGAAUGCAUUAAAAAUGGCUUACAGUAAGAGGUGAAAUAGCAAGGUAGCAUGGCACAUGUACUUUUGAGGAUAAUACGUUCACAAACAUUUGAAAUGACGCGAACUAUUUUCAACUCGCACGAGCCACGAUGUGGUGCGCCACGGAGACGUAUUACGACGCGCCCUCUUGGCGAUGUCGCGGCCGACGUUCCUCCUCGGUCGAUUUGUUCGGAAUAAAUUUUAAUUUCAAGUUUUCAUUUAAAUUUCACUUGCAAUAAUUUCGAUACGGUUCGUGUGAUAGAAUUUCACUUGUUUGAAUUGCUUUGAAUUAGUUCUUCCUCAACACGAACACGAAGCGUUCUUCUUAAUUAUAUAUUGUCCUAAUCAUUUUUUUCUUUUUCCUGCCAAUAAAUUCCCCAAUCAUAUAUUAUUACUUAAUUUGAGAGUGAUGAUGUACCGUUGUACUCGACCUCUCGAUCUUCCAUCCUGAACCACUCUGGCCUCAAAGUGGGUACAUUUCUGACCACUUUGGCCCCUAAGUGGAUCCGUUCUUGACCUCCUUGGCUUCUAAGUGGAUCAAUUCUUCACCACUUUGGCCUUAAGUGGAUCCUUCCUUGGCCACUUUAGCCCCAAAGUGGAUCUCUGCUUGACCACUUUGGCCUUAAGUGGAUCCCUCCUUGGCCACUUUAGCCCCAAAGUGGAUCUCUGCUUGGCCACUUUGGCCUCCAAGUGGAUCCUGCUUAAACCACUUUGGCCUUCAAGUGGAUCCUGUUUAAACCACUUUAGCCUUUAAGUGGAUCCUGUUUAAACCACUUCAGAUUCCACUUUGUUUUUCCAACUGGGAAGGAACGGACGAAAGUCGCCGAACUAAUGCUUAGUGUACGGGCCUGUGCUGCAUAACCUGGCUUGGAAUCUCAGUAAAAUGUUUAAAAAGAAAGGAAUAACAACGCGUAUUUUGGCGCAAAUUUUGGAUAAUAUACAGUGAGCAGGACACGAUUCGCAUUUGCACAGUCCCCGAAGUUAGCUAGUUGUUGCAGAGCCCGGUUGUUCCCUCAUCUUCUUCUUUCUUUUCUUUUUUUUUUUUCCUUUCAUAAUUUUCUACUAUCUACACCGCUAUUCCCUUUGCUUUUUGUAUUCGCCGUGCCACUUGGGGAUGGAAAGGCGGCGACUCAAUAAUCGUGAAUAAUGAAAGGAAGGUAACCACAACAGCAAUUCAACAAAGAGAAAGAGAGAAAGCAUGCAUUAUGUGUUCUUGUCCGGGUCGCUUGUGCAAUUUGUUAUUUCUUCGGUGAUUGGUGUGCGUUGAUGUGCUACUGAACCCUCCAGGAUUGCUAAUAUUACGUGGAGCGUACUUUGAGUCGUGGCUGCCUUUGUAGCUAGGGACUCUGGCAGCGAUCCUUAUUUGUUUAUGCGUCAGGACAGUGAUGAGCAAUCCACAGCAAAAAGGGAAACCAAGCGUGCACCAAGUUCGUGAGGCCUGUACUUACUAAUUAUGCGCUUUCUGUUACAGAUAGGAAUGAUUUCUCUAAAGCGCUUAUCUCAAUGCCACUCUCUCCGAAGUGUCUGAAACUCUAGAGGAAGCUCGAAUAAACGUUCUUGAAAAAUUCUGUCAUUUUACUGGUGAUAUUAAAAUCGCCUAUGAGUUUAACGCGGACAGCCAGCCACGUACUGCGACCUUUUUCAACCUUUUCGGAAGCAUUUCUGGCUAAUAGCGCCUAGAGUGGAUAAAAAGGUAGCCGAAACGGGCAAUUAAAGUGUAUCUGGACCGAAUAACACAGUCGUAUGCGAAAAUGAAAUGUUUUUUAAAGAAUAUUCCAUGCUUUUGUGGUUACUUUGCGGCGCUUCUUAGUGUAGGUCAAUGCGCAACGUCGUCUGCUCAAUUCUAGGUAAAAGCGCCGCGCCGCGGCACUCCCACGAAACAGCCACGACGCCGCCAAACAACGGCGCGCGGAUUCUUUGGGCAGGCAUUAUCAGUAUAGAGGAGGCUAUGCAUCUGCGCGCCUUUUCCUGCCUUUGUUGCGUCAGUUGCGGUCUGUUGUACUUGUUGAGCUUCAAAGACAAGGCAAAAAAGCUGAUCCUGAAAAGUGCCCCACCACAAGAGUCUUGGGACAGAUAUGACAUCCAAGUCAUGGGAGUAUUCUCAACGUAUGCUGAAGCUCAUGCCAAGCUUGACCGUGCUCAGUAUAUUUCGGACUUAAAUUCAGACAUGAGCGACGAUGGCAGACGAAAGCGACUUCCUCCAUGCCGUCUCAUCCAGGAAUCGGAGGAGCCCACAAUUGGAAGGACGAAGCGUCCACGCGUGUUUCCCCUUCCUGAGUCUUCCGACUCUGAAGACGUCGACAACACACUUCCUGAUGUGCCUCCAAUCCCUCACAAUUUUCCAGAAUGCCACGCAGCAGGCAAGAAGACCAUUGCUCGACCUUGCAGCUCCCAAGGCAGCAAUGAUGAUUCAAUCCAUGACACCAUCUCUGGCACAUUAGAUGAAAUGUGUGGUACAUCAUUUGCUGGAAUGAGUGGUGAAGCAACUAGUCAUCCACGUCAGCACGAAAAUGUUGCCUCCACAACAGAGUUUCAGAAGCAGGUCCUGCAACUUUUACACCUGGUGUGACUGACACAACAAAGGGACAGUGCUGUACUCCAUGAACUUUGCGCACAGAGGGUCACUAGUACGGCUGCGAAACCACUAGGAGCACUAAUAAAACAGCCAUUUGCAUCUUCCGAAGACUUCGAGCAGUUUGAUUCAUCUCUAAGUGAAGAAAGGAAAUUGUUGCUCGCGCAGGAACUUGUGUGCAUUGGAGGAAACGACGUGGGCCAUGCUACCAGGAACAUCUUAGCUUACAUGCUAACAAAUCGUGUUGCCGAAGAAUAUAGCUGGUUUGGCCAGAAAGGGAAGAAAAAGUUUUGCACUCUUCAUGCACCCUUGGUUAUUUUUGAAGCAAUCAGAAUGAACAGGAAGUUCUCAGGAGCUACACGAACGGAAGUGGAAUGUUCUAUAAAGUCCUGGCUCAGACACGCGAAGGAGCGCCGCUGUUCAAAGGAGUGAUGGAACUCCCUCCCAGUAAAUUUGCCUCUGCAUCGAAAAAAGUGACGACUUGCUACAACGUGACUUUUUAUUUUUGUCAUUCAUUUAAUUCAUUUGACAUGACAAGUCUAGUUUUUCAGUGGACUUUCAUUGCACCAACGUGUUUUAGUCAAUUGACUUUUACAAUAUUUCUACCUCAUGUUGUAUUCCUAUUUUUGUACCAUGUGC